CUUUCCAUAAGGAAGAAAAAGUUCCUUUUGGCUUGAAAAUUGUUGAAACAUUUUACCCUUUUCUUCGGGUUAUUCUCUCUUCCCACUUUCUCUCCUUUUCAAUAAAAAUUCAUGUUUUUCUCUCUCUUAGUCAUUCUGUUCUUGGAGGUGGAAUUUGAAGCUACCCUAUACAGUUGUUAUACUUUUGAGCUGUAGACAAGAAUCUUUUUUCAUUGCAGACAAGAAUCAACUGUUGGUACCUUACAGCUCACUUUAGUUAUAGAACAAACUCUAUUGUAGUUCGUAGUUCUGUUUAGUCUAAAGAAAGGAAAGAAGUGAACUUUCUUGAAAAAAAAUGGGGUUGUUUCCAUUUUCAAAAUCAUUUUGGGUGUUAUUUCUUCUAGCUUUGUUAUUGUUUUCCCCAACAGUGAGUGGGAUAGGUGCUAACUGGGGUACUCAGUCAACACAUCGUUUGCCUCCUGAAAUAGUAGUAAGAAUGCUAAAAGAUAAUGGGAUCCAAAAGGUUAAACUUUUUGAUGCUGAUUAUGACACACUUAAAGCUUUGGGAAAAUCAGGUCUUGAAGUUAUGGUUGGUAUUCCUAAUGAUAUGCUUUCAACCAUGGGUAGCUUGAAAGCUGCUGAGAAAUGGGUUUCUAAAAAUGUUUCUGUUCAUAUGAAUGAUAACAAUGUCAACAUCAGGUAUGUUGCAGUUGGAAAUGAACCUUACUUGACAACUUACAAUGGCACUUACCUUCGAACAACUCUUCCCGCAAUGCAAAAUAUCCAAACUGCACUCAUAAAAGCUGGCCUCGGUAGUCAAGUAAAGGUUACUUGUCCUCUCAAUGCAGAUGUUUAUGAGAGCUCCAACACUUUCCCAUCAGGUGGUGAUUUUCGAGCUGAGAUCCAUGGCUAUGUAAGCCAACUUGUCAAGUUCUUAAGCGACAAUGGUUGUCCUUUUACAAUCAAUAUCUAUCCAUUUAUAAGUCUUUAUAUUGACCCCAACUUCCCAGUUGAAUAUGCGUUCUUUGAUGGAAAUGCAACACCUCUAAAUGAUGGUGGAACAAUCUAUACCAACAUGUUUGAUGCAAAUCACGACACUCUUGUGUGGGCUUUACAGAAGAAUGGGUUUGGGAACGUGCCUAUAAUUAUUGGAGAAAUUGGUUGGCCCACUGAUGGUGACCGCAAUGCUAAUGCACAACUUGCACAGCGAUUCAACCAAGGAUUCAUGCAGCAUAUAUCCGGAGGAAAAGGCACCCCUAUGAGGCCUGGGCCUGUUGAUGCCUAUCUGUUUAGUUUGAUUGAUGAGGAUGCUAAGAGUAUCCAACCUGGAAAUUUUGAACGUCACUGGGGAAUACUUACGUAUGAUGGACUACCGAAAUACUCGCUAAAUCUUGGCACCACGAAUUCAGGGUCCUUAGUUCCAGCUAGAAAUGUGAAGUAUCUGGAGAGGAAGUGGUGUGUGUUAAAGCCGAAUGCUAAGCUUGAUGACCCCCAGAUUGCACCUAGCAUGAGCUAUGCUUGUGGACUUGCUGACUGCACGAGCCUUGGAUAUCAGACAUCUUGUGGAGGUUUGGAUGCACGAGGAAAUAUUUCAUAUGCAUUCAACAGCUACUACCAGAUAAACAAUCAGCUUGAUGAUGCUUGCAAGUUCUCUGGCCUCGCAACUGUCACAAAGUCAGAUCCAUCAACUGGUACUUGUCGAUUUGGGCUCAUGAUAGAACCAUACUAUGGAGGUGCUCAACAAAAAAAUGGCUAUACUAAGACGGCAUUGGCUCUCAUCCUGUUUCUGUGGACAAUUCUGUAACAAAUUCUCUUUUUCUGGCUAUUUAGUUCGAUUGUUGACCCUGCUAUGUAAUGUAGCAUCACCAAAUUAACAUAUUUUUUUUCUUACGGUUGACAGCAAACAUUGAUAUUCAUUCGGAACUUGGAUGGUUAAAUUAAUGUUUGCUUCUGAUGAGUUACAUGCAGGGAUGAAGACCUUGGUGUAAAAUGUUUUCAAGUACAUUUGAUUGGUGAGCGUAAAUUAUUCAUAAUAGAAUCUCUUCAUAAUAA
Messenger RNA from Solanum stenotomum, 2031 nucleotides. Its product is annotated as glucan endo-1,3-beta-glucosidase 6. The record is from RefSeq and is a predicted model, not a curated record. Bases 335 to 1783 code for a protein of 482 amino acids. Lineage: Eukaryota; Viridiplantae; Streptophyta; Magnoliopsida; Solanales; Solanaceae. Gene Ontology annotation, molecular function: hydrolase activity, hydrolyzing O-glycosyl compounds. Gene Ontology annotation, cellular component: plasma membrane. The transcript has 2 exons. Gene Ontology annotation, biological process: carbohydrate metabolic process.